AUGGCUGGACGUGGAGGAAGAGGUGGCGGCAGAGGCAGGGGAAGAGGAUUUGGGGCUGGUGCGCUGCCUCCAAUGGGGCUUUCCUUUGCAGAUAUUCAGGCUAUGUCCAGGGAAGCAACCGCUCUAUAUCCUCCGUUGAGAGCCCCGGUCAUGAAUGAACCUACUGAAAAAGAAAAACGAAUUACCCAGCUGCAGAUUGAAUUCGCGUCGAGAUUACGGAAAUCUGAAUAUUAUCUUGUAGAAUCGACUAAGUCUACCGAGCUGCCUCGAUAUUCGGAUAAAUAUCGACCUUCGACUACAUCCCAGCCGGCACUGAAACGUAGCGACUUGCACGCUCCCUUCUUCCCGUCCGAGAUUUUCGAGGCAUAUUUCAAUCCCAAGAAAAAAUCAAAAGCACGAAAACAAGCUGGUCAGAAGCGGAAGCUCAAUCUUGACGAAAUGCUCGAUGACGAUGAAGCGAAUGAAUCAGCACAGGAAGGAUCAGAUGCGGGCGGCUCUCAAGGCGAACCGGACUAUGAUACCGAGGAAGAAUACGAUAAUGAUUACGCUGACAACUACUUUGACAAUGGCGAAGGAGAGAACUUUGAUGAUCUUGGAGACGGCGGUGGAGGUGAUGAUGGAGGCAUCGGCGGUGAUUACGAUUGA
This is a messenger RNA of Lentinula edodes (shiitake mushroom), 645 nucleotides long. Its product is annotated as DNA-directed RNA polymerase III, subunit Rpc31. Gene Ontology annotation, biological process: transcription by RNA polymerase III. Gene Ontology annotation, cellular component: RNA polymerase III complex. The record is from RefSeq and is a predicted model, not a curated record. The transcript has 6 exons. Lineage: Eukaryota; Fungi; Basidiomycota; Agaricomycetes; Agaricales; Omphalotaceae. Bases 1 to 645 code for a protein of 214 amino acids.